This is a messenger RNA of Vanderwaltozyma polyspora DSM 70294, 4542 nucleotides long. RefSeq names its product ATP-binding cassette multidrug transporter PDR12 (gene PDR12). The record is from RefSeq and is a predicted model, not a curated record. The transcript has a single exon. Gene Ontology annotation, molecular function: ABC-type transporter activity; ATP hydrolysis activity; ATP binding. Gene Ontology annotation, biological process: transmembrane transport. Gene Ontology annotation, cellular component: membrane. Lineage: Eukaryota; Fungi; Ascomycota; Saccharomycetes; Saccharomycetales; Saccharomycetaceae. The coding region runs from base 1 to 4542 and encodes 1513 amino acids.
AUGUCAUUUACAGAGAGCAAAGAGAGAUAUUCUCAUGAAAAGGAUAGCUCUUCUGCGAGUGAUUCCAUCGGUGAUGUACAACCUUAUGAUGGUAAGGCACAUGAUAUCACAGGUAACGCAGAAGAAAUGUCUGUCCAAGAACAAUUAUCAAGAAAUUUAAGUAAAAUUUUAUCAAAUAACGAAGGUGUAGAAAGAUUAGAAUCUUUGGCAAGAGUUAUCUCUACCAAAAAUAAAAAGGAAAUGUCUGCUUUCGAAGUCAAUGAUUUGGAUUUUGAUUUACGUGCGUUGCUGAAUUAUUUAAGAUCUCGUCAAUUAGAGCAAGGGAUCGAACCGGGUGAUUCAGGUGUCGCUUUUAAAAAUUUAACCGCAGUUGGUAUUGACGCUUCCGCCGCAUUUGGUCCAAGUGUAGCUGAAUCCAUUAGAGAUUUUAUUUACUUGCCAGUACAUUUGAUGAACAAGUUACGUAAACAAGAUGAUACCCCAGUAAGAAACAUUAUUCAAAAUUGUACAGGUGUCGUUGAAUCUGGUGAAAUGCUUUUCGUUGUUGGUAGACCAGGUGCAGGUUGUUCAACUCUAUUGAAGUGUAUCUCUGGUGAAACUUCAGAAUUAGUUUCUGUCGAUGGUGAAUUUUCCUAUGAUGGUUUGGAUCAACAAGAAAUGAUGUCAAAAUACAAGAGUUAUGUCAUUUACUGUCCAGAAUUAGAUUUCCACUUUCCAAAGAUUACUGUGAAAGAAACUAUUGAUUUUGCCUUGAAAUGUAAGACUCCACGUACUAGAAUUGAUAACAUGUCUAGAAAGGAAUAUGUCGAUUCUUUAAGAGACAUGUGGUGUACAGUAUUUGGUUUGAGACAUACUUAUGCCACUAAUGUAGGUAAUGACUUUGUUAGAGGUGUCUCCGGUGGUGAACGUAAGCGUGUCUCUUUAGUUGAAGCCCAAGCAAUGAGUGCAUCUAUCUAUUCAUGGGAUAAUGCUACAAGAGGUUUGGAUGCCUCUACAGCUUUGGAAUUCGCACAGGCUAUCAGAACAGCUACGAAUAUGAUGAACAACUCUGCUAUCGUUGCUAUCUAUCAAGCUGGUGAAAACAUUUACGAAUUAUUCGAUAAGGCUACUGUUUUAUACGCCGGUAAACAGAUCUAUUUUGGCCCUGCCGAUAAAGCUGUUCAAUAUUUUGAAAAUAUGGGUUGGGUAAAACCAAACAGAAUGACAUCUGCUGAAUUUUUAACUGCUGUAACAGUCGAUUUUGAAAACAGAACCCUAGAAAUAAAACCAGGUUAUGAAAACCACGUACCAAAGUCAGGUACUGAAUUCGAAGAGUAUUGGUUAAACUCCCCUGAAUAUCAAGAAGUUUUACUUGAAUACAAUGACUACCAAUCUAGACAUCCAGCUGAAGAAACAAGAGAGAGGUUAGAUAUGGCUAAGAAGCAAAGAAGUCAAGCUGGUGCUCGUAAAAAAUCACAAUAUACUGUUAACUAUUGGUCUCAAGUUUAUUAUUGUAUGAUUCGUGGUUUCCAAAGAGUUAAGGGUGAUUCUACCUAUACUAAGGUUUAUUUGGCCUCUUUUUUGAUUAAAGGUUUAGUUGUUGGUUCUAUGUUCCACAGAAUUGACCCAAAAUCUCAAUCAACUACUUCUGGUGCUUAUUCUCGUGGUGGUAUUCUGUUCUAUGUUUUAUUAUUUGCUGCUGUUACAUCUUUAGCUGAAAUUGCUAACUCUUUUGCUACUAGACCAAUCAUAGUGAAGCAUAAAACGUAUUCUAUGUACCAUUUAUCUGCUGAAUCUUUACAAGAAAUUAUUACCGAAAUUCCAACCAAGUUAACUGCUAUUAUUAUCUUGUCUUUGGUUUCUUAUUGGAUUCCAUAUUUGAAAUUUCAAGCCGGUGCUUUUUUCCAGUAUUUGCUAUAUCUGUUUACUAUUCAACAAUGUACUUCUUUUAUUUUCAAGUUCAUCGCUACUUUGACCAAAGAUGGUGUUACUGCUCACGCUUAUGGUGGUCUAUACGUUUUAAUGUUAACUGUUUUCACUGGCUUUGUCUUACCUAUUCCUGAAAUGCAUCAUUGGAUUAGAUGGUUCCACUAUAUCAAUCCAUUAACUUAUGCUUUCGAAAGUUUAAUGUCUACCGAAUUUCAUGGUAGAGAAAUGUUAUGCAGUCAAUUGAUUCCAGAUGGUCCUGGUUACGAAUCAUAUUCUGUUGCUAAUAAAAUCUGUAACAUUGCUGGUGCAGUCAAAGGUAAUUUAUAUGUUAACGGUGAUGCUUACAUUUUAAAACAAUAUCACUUUGCUUAUAAACACGCUUGGAGAGACUGGGGUGUAAACAUCGUCUGGACUUUUGGUUACAUUGUCGCCAAUGUUUUAUUGUCAGAAUUUUUGAAACCUGUUGAAAGUGGUGGUGAUUUAUUGCUAUACAAGAGAGGACAUAUGCCAGAUUUUGGUACUGAAAGUGCUGAAGCUAAAACCGCUUCAAGAGAAGAAAUGAUGCAUGCCUUAAAUGGUGAAAAUGUCGAUUUAGAUUCUGUUAUUGCUGCAAAAGAUGUUUUUACAUGGAAUCAUCUAUAUUACACAAUCCCAUAUGAUGGUGCCACCAGACAGUUGUUAAGUGAUGUUUUCGGUUAUGUGAAGCCUGGUAAAAUGACAGCAUUAAUGGGUGAAUCAGGUGCUGGUAAAACUACCUUAUUGAAUGUUUUAGCUCAAAGAAUUAAUAUGGGUGUCAUUACCGGUGAUAUGUUGGUGAAUGCUAAACCUUUACCUGCAUCUUUCAACAGAUCAUGUGGUUACGUUGCUCAGGCCGAUAAUCAUAUGGCUGAAUUGUCUGUUAGGGAAUCUCUACGUUUUGCUGCUGAAUUGAGACAACCAAGAUCUGUAUCAAUCGAAGAAAAAUAUGAAUACGUUGAAAAAAUCAUUAAGUUAUUGGGUAUGCAAAAUUAUGCCGAAGCUUUGGUAGGUAAAACCGGUAGAGGUUUAAAUGUCGAACAAAGAAAGAAGCUAUCUAUUGGUGUCGAAUUAGUUGCCAAACCAUCAUUAUUAUUAUUCUUGGAUGAGCCUACAUCAGGUUUGGAUUCCCAAUCUUCAUGGUCUAUUGUUCAAUUCUUAAGAGCAUUAGCCGAUUCUGGUCAAUCAAUUUUAUGUACAAUCCAUCAACCUUCUGCUACUUUAUUUGAACAAUUUGAUAGAUUAUUACUAUUAAAGAAGGGUGGUAAAAUGGUUUAUUUCGGUGAUAUUGGUCCAAAUUCUUCUACUUUGUUAUCUUACUUUGAACGUCAAUCUGGUGUUAAGUGUGGUGUUUCUGAAAACCCUGCUGAAUAUAUUUUGAAUUGUAUUGGUGCCGGUGCAACUGCUUCUGCUUCUGCUGAUUGGCAUGAUCUAUGGGUUGCAUCUCCAGAAUGUGCAGCAGCUAGAGCCGAAGUUGAAGAGCUUCACAAAACUUUGGCUAGUAGACCAGUAGAAAACAAUGCCGAGUUAAAUGGCAGAUUUGCCGCCUCAUAUUUGACUCAAUUAAUGUGUGUUUUGAGGAGAACUUCGAUUCAAUUUUGGAGAUCCCCUGUUUAUAUUAGAGCAAAGUUCUUUGAAUGUGUUAGUUGUGCGUUGUUUGUCGGUUUAUCUUAUGUUGGUGUUAAUCACUCUAUCGGUGGUGCACAAGAAGCUUUCUCAUCUAUUUUCAUGUUAUUAUUGAUUGCAUUGGCCAUGAUUAACCAACUUUCUGUUUUUGCCUUUGAUAGUAGAGAAUUGUACGAAGUCAGAGAAGCUGCGUCAAAUACUUUCCACUGGAGUGCUUUAUUAUUAUGUCAUGCAGCUGUUGAAAUUGGUUGGUCCACUUUAUGUCAAUUCUUCUGUUUCUUAUUCUACUACUGGCCUGCUCAAUAUAGUGGCAGAGCUUCUCAUGCAGGUUUCUUCUUCUUCUUCUAUGUUUUAAUUUUCCCAAUUUACUUCGUUUCUUAUGGUUUGUGGUUAUUGUACAUGUCGCCAGAUGUCCCAUCUGCAUCCAUUAUCAAUUCUAAUUUAUUUGCUGCGAUGUUAUUAUUCUGUGGUAUCUUACAACCUAGACAAAAAAUGCCUGCUUUCUGGAGAAGAUUAAUGUAUAACGUUUCACCAUUUACUUAUGUCGUCCAGGCUUUAGUCGCCCCAUUGGUUCACAAUAAGAAGGUUAUCUGUGCUGAAAAUGAAUUUGCAAUUAUGGAUCCACCUGAGGGCCAAACAUGUGGUACAUAUCUGGAAACUUACAUCAACAAUAAUACUGGUUAUUUGACUAAUCCAACUGCCACUGCUGAUUGUAGAUACUGUCCAUACUCUGUUCAAGAUGAAGUUGUUGCUCAGUUCAAUAUCAAAUGGGAUUACAGAUGGAGAAACUUUGGGUUCAUGUGGGCUUACAUUUGCUUUAACUUCUGUGCCAUGUUGUUCUCUUAUUAUAUCAUGAGAGUUAAAGUAUGGUCUUUAAAAUCGGUGCUAAAUUUCAAGAAAUGGUUCAAUGGUCCAAGAAAAGAAAGACACGAAAAAGAUUCCACUAUUUUCCAACAGAAACCAACCGAUUCCAAAAAAGUCAGCAAGAACUAA